GCCUAUUUCUGGAUCGUGGAACACUUUCAAGGUCGAGCUAGGAAGUGGCUGCAGUACAGUUGAGUUCUAGCGGUCGUACCAGACACCAUAUACAAAGCGUACUUGACCUAACGUUCACUCUGAGGUAUGCAUUCUUCUUCAUGCACACCGCCUCAGCUUAUUUGGAUAUCGUGGCGCGUUAUUCUUUCCAUAUUUUGGAACUCGAGUAUUGAUGAUCAUCAAUACUUUCAGUUAUAAUUAUAACUAUCCUUAAAUAUAGUAGAUCAGUUGGCCUGUGUUAAUCCUUGCAGAAGAUAUCUCUGUGAAGAUCUAGUUUCUCCUUGAACGCGUUGACAGAAGAUGCUGAUACUACUUGCUGAGGAUUGCCUCCAUUUUUAUACAAUCGUAGCUUGCUAGACACCAAAUCAUUCACUCAUUACUGCUAUAUUUAGUCUUUCAUUGUAUUAUCAUUCUUCAAAAAGAGUUUCCGUAGAAUACAAACAUGGUACAUCUCAAAAAUGGUGAUUCGGAACCCCCCAUUGAUCCUUCUAGGUAUACACUAUUUGCCUAUCGGUUCUGCCCAUUCUGUGAACGUGUCAGAUUAACUUUAAAUUUUCAUAAGAUUGAUUAUGAUUUAAUUUUGGUAUCAUUAAAUGAUAAACCAGAUUGGCUUUUAAAGUAUUCACCAUUGGGUAAAGUCCCUAUGUUGCUUAACCAAGGCGAUAAACUGCUUGAAUCUGAUUUAAUUAUGCGAUUUGUGGAUGAAUUACGUGGAGAGAAAUCUUCAUUAAUGUCAGUAUGUGGUCCAGAAGCCUUUCAACAGGCGGCUGAUUUAGCGCAAAAGUUUUUCAAUCCUGGCUAUUCAAUAAUGUUUCAAACAACUUAUAACGAAUUAGAUGUAGUGAAAUUUCAUGAGGCAUGCUUUGAAUUGAACAAUUCAAUCAAGGGUAAAUAUUUUGCUGGAGAUCAGCUAAGUUUAGCUGACUUGAUCCUCUUUCCUUUACUUGACCAUUUAGAGGUGAUUUCAGGUGUUAUUCAUGGUGUACAACCAGAAAAAGUGCAUGAAUUUAAGCUCAGUGAAUCGGGUGAUGUAGCUAGUCAAUGGCCAACUUUACUGAAAUAUUUGAAUACACUAAGGCAAGAGUCUUUCAUAGCCGACUCACGUAAAUCAACUAAUAUUCUAGCGAAAUAUGCUGCUUCUAAACGAGCUGGUUCUCCAGAUCCAGAAAUCAUGUAAUUCAUACAAAUGUUUACUGUUUUAUCUUGUGUCUUCUGCUCGAAAAUUCUAUCAUGACUUUGUCUAUAAAUGGUUUUCUAUGCUUUUGUUAGUGUGUUUUUCCGUUAAAAAAUGUCUGCUUAUUGAUCACUUAAACAUUCAAUGUUCAAUUCGCUUUGUUUUUUUGUUUUGCGUAUUUUUUUGUUGUGUUGUGAAUAUAAAUUUGAAUUAAUUCUCUUAUUGAUGAUGUUGUUUCCUUUAUCUUCAGAUCGACAUUCCAAAAGUCUCAGUAUACUGUUGUUUCUAAAACUUAUACGGCUUAAUUUGAAAGUUUUUAUCUUAAGUUUUUGUGGCGGUGUUCUCAAUACUUAUGUACCAUUGAUCAUUGAGCAAAUUGUUACGUUUUUUGUUGUUGCUGACAGGAUUUUUUUAUUAUUUCGUUUAACAUUGAUGCGUUAAGUACAUAUCC
Molecule: messenger RNA, 1664 nt
Organism: Heterobilharzia americana
Lineage: Eukaryota; Metazoa; Platyhelminthes; Trematoda; Strigeidida; Schistosomatidae
Source: the annotation of a GenBank genome assembly